UGUCACGUUUUUCAAGUAUAUUCCAUUGAUUUCUUUGAAGAAUACCAAAGAUGAUAAGGAUGAUGUUUCAACAUGCGAAGAAGCAUCCAGGGUUAAUCCCGCAAUUUUUCUUCCUGACUCUCGGCAUCACAGGGGCCAGUCUUUAUCUGAUUCGUCUGGCAAGAGGACCUCAUGUCACCCUCUGGGAUAAAAAGAACAACCCAGAGCCUUGGACUAAACUCGAUCCAACCUACCAAUACAAGUUUGUGGCCGUCAGCACUGACUACAAGAACCUGAAGAAAGAGGGCCCUGACUUCUAAAGGUCCUCCACGCAACUGCAGGGACACCAAGUUUGGAAUGAACUCCUUCUGUCACCUCAGAGAUGUAAAAACGUCUUCCUGGACAUUUUGUCUUUCUCACAAAAUGCAGAAAAGAAAUAAAUGAACAUUGUAAGAUAGUGAAACAAAACUAUU
Messenger RNA from Labrus bergylta (ballan wrasse), 452 nucleotides. RefSeq names its product NDUFA4 mitochondrial complex associated like 2. The record is from RefSeq and is a predicted model, not a curated record. NCBI's taxonomy places the organism in Eukaryota, Metazoa, Chordata, Actinopteri, Labriformes, Labridae.